AUGCGACACGGACACGGAACCCAAGCGUACCCUGACGGGAGCGUGUACGAGGGGGAGUGGAAGCGCAAUGCACGCCACGGCAACGGCUGCAUGCGAUACAGCACGGGCGACAUCUAUGAAGGUGCGUGGAGCGACGGCACGCCGUGCGGGAACGGGGUAAUGGGCUGGGUAGACCGCAGCGGCUGCUUUUACCGAGAGUUGUACAAGGGCGAGUGGAAGGCAGGGUGUCCGGACGGCAGCGGCGUGUCCAGGUAUAUCGCCAUGCCAAAGGAGUGCUUCCUUGGGUCAUCCUCCACUCCGCUCGUGGCACCGUCCCAGUACGCCGCGCCUGCCGAGGCACUCUUGAACGUGUACGUUGGUGCGUACCGCCACGGACAACGCCACGGCCGAGGGAUUUUCUACUACGCAGACGGCAGCUGCUACGAGGGUGGGUGGGCUGCGGGGGUCAAAAGCAGAGACGGUCACUUCACCUCUGCGGUUGGAGAAGUGCAGGAGAUAAACGCAACAUCGGAGCAAGACGCAGAAGCUGCAGAAGAGGCAGUGGCGGCGCUGACCCUGGAAGAAUCACCAUCUUCCGUGGUACCCUCCGUGUCACCUCGCGGCUUGGGCAACCUCCUCGAGACCGAGGACAAUCUGCAGGUGACAAUGCACCUGCUUGUGCUACGCUACAAUACAACGCUGAAAACCCUCUUCAAGGACUACAGCCAUCGAAGUGCGCAUGUGGCCUUGCCUACAACGCGCAGCGACUGGUGGCAGCACCGGUUGCCAGGUCGUAUGACGCUCACGCAGUGCCUGUACCUCCUCCACGACGCACACAUACUUGGCUCGCACUUCUCGAUUGGUGCCGCGUUGCGCGCAGUAGCCGAGGUGCUCCGCGUGGAGGCUGAGACGUGGAAAGGUGCAAGGGCGGCAACCACCCUGGCGGCAACCCUCUCCUUAGUGAACGAGGCGGAGGGCACUCUCAACUACCGUCAAUUCUGCGAGUGGCUAAUCCGCGUCGCGGUGACGGUGAAUGGCGGACCAACGUCCACGACAGUGAAGGCGAAGGUGAGCGCUUUGCUGGAUGGUUCGCUCAGCCACGUCUCCGAGGCAUCGUCACGCGCGGUGGCUGCCGCCUUUCUGCCCAACUCUCUACAGCACACGGAGGACGUGCACCAUCACCUCAGUUCCCUGAAGCGCUGCUACGCCGAGCUUCAAAGCGUGAAGGACGGGGGUAGAUACGGUGUGUCUCUGCGCUCCUGCCUGACAGCCAUGAAGGGAACGCUUGCGAAGUGCCAGAUUAGUUCUGCAUGUGUCCUGGAGAAGCUGGCGUGGCUGAAGGAUGAGUCGGAGUCGAGAUACAGCACUGCUCCGGACGCGAAGACAGUCGCUGAAGAGCCCUCCUUGGCACAGGAGAUAGUGACCUCCGCCAUGGCGAGGAACAGGCAAGUGCAGCAACUGGACGAGAAUGCCGGAACGGAGCAGUCUUUUGUGGAGUUUGUGGAGACGGUAAUGACGAUUGUCGAGGUUGCGCGUCAUCGCGGCUGCACGAAUGCGGAUGGGUUGCUGGUCGACCUUCAGCGCCGUUUGUUUGCCCAGUAG
This is a messenger RNA of Leishmania mexicana MHOM/GT/2001/U1103, 1581 nucleotides long. RefSeq lists its product as hypothetical. Bases 1 to 1581 code for a protein of 526 amino acids. NCBI's taxonomy places the organism in Eukaryota, Euglenozoa, Kinetoplastea, Trypanosomatida, Trypanosomatidae. The record is from RefSeq and is a predicted model, not a curated record. The transcript has a single exon.